This is a messenger RNA of Hippopotamus amphibius kiboko, 5551 nucleotides long. It is a transcript of the gene PREPL, whose product is annotated as prolyl endopeptidase like. Lineage: Eukaryota; Metazoa; Chordata; Mammalia; Artiodactyla; Hippopotamidae. Gene Ontology annotation, cellular component: cytoskeleton; Golgi apparatus. Gene Ontology annotation, molecular function: serine-type endopeptidase activity. Gene Ontology annotation, biological process: proteolysis. The transcript is spliced from 15 exons. The coding region runs from base 912 to 3095 and encodes 727 amino acids. The record is from RefSeq and is a predicted model, not a curated record.
CGCGGCCACAGCUCUCCCCUGCCAGGACCUGCCUACUUUUUCCCUAUCAGGACCUGUGACGCCAGGCCUCCCUCCCACCGCCCUAGCAAGCGCGCCCUCCCCGAAUUCCGCAUUUCCGGUAGUCUCAUCUCCUUAGCAACCGGGGCCGCGCCGCUCUCGUCACUGCACCAUUUUGCUGGUGGCCAUCUUAAGUGAGGUCAGACCAGAAGGUGAGGGAACUGUGGCAGACCUAGUGCGACGCUGCCCCUUUUUGUUCUCCUCUCUGCUAUUCCAUCUAGAGUUCUUAAGACUGGCAAAGGACCAAAAGGCUUAUAUCUUUGAGCAUUAAUGAACCCAGGAGGAGAAAAAUCCAUUCUUGACCACAGUAAAGAUGGCGGAAUCUGCUUAGUGCUCGUGCCAGAUGGGGGUUACGUAAACGGCGUGCUGCAAACCAGCUCCGGGCGGCUCUGGGUAGGCUGCUGUUCAGCUAGCUGCAGGACACAGACUUCGGCUGAACGCGCCUGAGGUGACAACUGUGCUCCUUCCUGAGAGCUUCGGGUGCUCCGGCCUGCCUUCACUCCUUUGCGUGUCUAGAGCCAGACUGACUUUCAAUUUGCUUUGCCCAUGUGUGUACCAGAAUCAGUGCUGCAUAGUUUGAGCCUAAUAGGAUUGACUUUAUAAAUGAGACAUUUAAGUCACAUCUGCCGAGAAGCAUGAUUUGAAUGAAACUUGUACAAGUUUUCAGAUACUUUUAAUCUGUUACCUGCUGUCUGCAGUUACUCGUAACCUGAGGGGUACACGGCCCCAAAGGGGAGGGGUAAGAACUGCAGAUCUUAGAUGCUCUGAGAACCCACUACUAUGUAAUCGUUCCUAUGAAAAUCAUUCAUGUGCUGGCAGCCCCAAAGGGAGUAUAAAUCAGGGACUUUGAUAUCAUGCAGCAGAAGAGCAAAUUAUUUCUACAAGCUUUGAAGUAUAGUAUUCCUCACCUUGGGAAAUGCAUGCAGAAACAGCAUUUGAAUCACUGUAACUUCGCUGAUCGUUAUUACAAUAGAAUAAAAUUGAAAAAAUAUCACCUAACCAAGUGUCUGCAGAAUAAACCCAGGAUAUCAGAGUUAGCAAGAAACAUCCCAAGUCGGAACUUCUCAUGUAAGGAUUUUCUGCCUAUUAAACAAGAAAACGAAAAAUCGCUUUCAGAAAACAUGGAUGCAUUUGAAAAAGUCAGAGCAAAAUUAGAAACACAGCCACAAGAAGAAUAUGAAAUCAUCAAUGCCGAGAUUAAACAUGGUGGUUUUGUUUAUUAUCAAGAGGGCUGCUGUUUGGUUCGUUCCAAAGAUGAAGAAGCAGACAAUGAUAAUUAUGAAGUUUUGUUCAAUUUGGAGGAACUUAAGUUAGAGCAGCCCUUCAUUGAUUGUAUCAGAGUUGCUCCUGAUGAAAAAUAUGUAGCUGCUAAGAUAAGAACUGAAGAUUCUGAAGCAUCUACGUGUAUAGUUGUGAAGCUUAGUGAUCAGCCUGUAAUGGAAGCUUCUUUCCCAAAUGUGUCCAGUUUUGAAUGGGUAAAGGAUGAAGAAGAUGAAGAUGUUUUAUUCUACACCUUCCAGAAGAACCUUCGCUGUCAUGAUGUAUAUCGAGCCACUUUUGGUGAUAACAAACGUAAUGAACGUUUUUACACAGAAAAGGACCCAAGCUUUUUCGUUUUCCUUUAUCUUACAAAAGACAGUCGUUUUCUCACCAUGAAUAUUAUGAACAAAACCACUUCUGAGGUGUGGUUGAUAGAUGGCCUGAGCCCUUGGGACCCACCAGUACUUAUCCAGAAACGAAUACAUGGGGUCCUUUACUACGUAGAACAUAGAGAUGAUGAAUUAUACAUUCUCACUAAUGUUGGCGAGCCUACAGAAUUCAAGCUAAUGAGAACAGCAGCUGAUACCCCUGCAAUUAUGAAUUGGGACUUAUUUUUCACAAUGAAGAGAAAUACUAAAGUUGUAGACUUGGACAUGUUUAAGGAUCACUGUGUUCUAUUCCUUAAGCACAGCAAUCUACUUUAUGUUAAUGUGAUUGGUCUGGCUGACGAUUCAGUUCGGUCUCUAAAGCUCCCACCUUGGGCCUGUGGAUUCAUAAUGGAUACAAAUUCAGACCCAAAGAACUGCCCCUUUCAGCUUUGCUCUCCAAUACGUCCCCCUAAAUAUUACACAUAUAAGUUUGCAGAAGGCAAACUGUUUGAGGAAACUGGGCAUGAAGACCCAAUCACAAAGACUAGUCGUGUUUUACGUAUAGAAGCCAAAAGCAAGGAUGGAAAAUUAGUGCCAAUGACUGUUUUCCAUAAAACGGAUUCUGAGGACUUGCAGAAGAAGCCUCUCCUGGUACAUGUAUAUGGAGCUUAUGGAAUGGAUUUGAAAAUGAAUUUCAGGCCUGAAAGGCGGGUGUUGGUGGACGAUGGCUGGAUAUUAGCAUAUUGUCAUGUUCGGGGAGGUGGUGAGUUAGGCCUCCAGUGGCACGCUGACGGCCGUCUAACUAAAAAACUCAAUGGCCUUGCUGACUUAGAGGCUUGCAUUAAGACGCUUCAUGGUCAAGGCUUUUCUCAGCCAAGUCUAACAGCCCUGACUGCUUUCAGUGCUGGAGGGGUGCUUGUGGGAGCAUUAUGUAAUUCUAAUCCAGAACUGCUGAGAGCUGUGACUUUGGAGGCACCUUUCUUGGAUGUUCUCAACACCAUGAUGGACACUACACUUCCUCUGACAUUAGAAGAAUUAGAAGAAUGGGGGAAUCCUUCAUCUGAUGAAAAACACAAGAACUACAUAAAACGUUACUGUCCCUAUCAAAAUAUUAAACCUCAGCAUUAUCCUUCGAUUCACAUCACAGCUUAUGAAAAUGACGAACGUGUACCUCUGAAAGGAAUCAUGAACUAUACUGAGAAACUCAAGGAAGCCAUCGCGGAGCAUGCGAAGGACACCGGGGAAGGUUAUCAAGCCCCCAGUAUUAUUUUAGAUAUUCAGCCUGGAGGCAAUCAUGUGAUUGAGGAUUCUCACAAAAAGAUUACAUCCCAAAUUAAAUUCUUGUACGAGGAACUUGGACUUGACAGCACCAGUGUUUUCGAGCAUCUUAAGAAAUAUCUAAAAUUCUGAAAUGCUGCAUUCAGUGGGAAUUGGAAACACACUGAAAUAUUUCAUAGUCAUAUUUCCAGUUACAUUAACAAAAGUGAGUUUUUUAAGUUAGUAAAUAAUUUUUUAAAAUUUGCUUCUCCAUCCGUGUUUUGUUUCGUAUACAGCUCACUUGCUUAUACUGUUGUCUCCGUUGAUGCACAUGCCCCUUAACCUAGGAAAGUAGUUUUCAAACCAUGCUCCAUAGAAGGACAUAGAGAAGGGAACGAAGGAAGGAUUGGUGACAGCAGAACUUUCCCCUUUCCCCCAUCAGAACAGCUUUGUUUUACUAUGAUUUUCUUUGAACAGUUUACAAAUCAAGGUCUUGCUUCUUUGCUAGUGAACAGUUUAGACACUCUGGCAGCUGUCAUCCUCCAAUUUCUGUACCUGCAUUUUAUGGAAGAAGAUGACAUUCCUCACAUUAAAAUUCAUUAGAUCUUUGUCCUAAGGUGCUCUCAUCAUCUCAUAUUGAUGCUAUCUCAAAAAAAUUAGAAGUUCCUGCAAGUGAUAAUUUUCUUUUAAACAUUUUAUUAUUCUUGAAAAAAUUUGAGAACCCUGCCUAAGGCAGUUUCACUCAAGCUACAGAAAUAUCUAAGAAUUAAUGACCGUUCAUAACGUUCACCUAGCAGCAUGCUGCUGUACGGGAAGUUGCUACAGAUGCUUAGAACAGAACAGAAUGCCAGCGUCUCUAUCUCUUUCAUAGAGGUGCCUAACACGAGCUAUACAGUAUGUUCAGUACACUGGAAUAGCAUGCCCGGUUGGAAACAAAACAUCUGUCUCGGAAAGCUGUUUGGCGAUGAAGGAGAUUUCUCGUGUUGUAUUCAAGGAUGAGUCCUUCUCCUUUGUCCAGUGUAAUGGCAUGUGUAUCAACUUCAUGGCCUUUGGAGGCAGAAUUGGUACUUAACCGUAUCCUCACCCUUGUGGGAAUAUUUGAAAUCAUUUCCUUUAGAUUCAGCAGUGAUAAUUCUCCAAAGUUCAGAACCAUGAGGAAGACUCUGUCUAUGCCGUCCAGCUCUCUUGUGUACACGACAGAGUGGUUGUCAUUCCUCAAGUAGCAAAACCAGCCCCUGCUGAGGAGCAGCUCACUGGCGUGAAGCAAACUUAAAUCUUGAUAUAACUUCAAUGCUGAUCUGGGCUGAGUCUUUUGGACCUAUUUUUUUUAAAAGAAUAUUAAUGUAAAUGUUUAUUUCCCAAAAAAAUUUGCUUCAAUUUUACCCUUUAAAAUAACUACCAAAUUUUAAGUAUUAAUAAGUAAUUAAGAAUAGUUUAUUUAACUACUAAUAGAAACUACAGAUUCCAGGUUUCACCUUGUCUAGGAGUGAUUGCAAUGUGCACAGUUCUCUGCUACGUCUUGGCCAGAGCUGAUGUAGAGGCCAAAUUUGACUACACUAAAUGUCCAUGUCCAAGUUAACGGAUAUUUAACUUGCCUAAAGAAAGUCCCUUUAUGUUAUAUUUAACUGGCAGAAAAGCAGCUGUCAUGGCCAGGGAUUCCAAGAACUUCUGGUGAAUUGGGGCUUCUCUGUUCUCUUUUGCCAAAUAAUGUGUAGAUUGGUGUAACAUUAGCAGAUGCUAAUUAUGAACAGAAAAUUGCAAAAAGGGAUGCAGAGCAAAAUGCUGCCUAAAGUGAAAGUUAAAGUAAUAUAUGCCCAUUAAAGAAGAUUGGGAUUAACAAGCAUCGUCUGUUAUUAUAUUAAAUGUCAUUUUAAUGGCAGAAUAAUAUUCUAUUGAAUGGUUCUACAGUGCUUAAUCAUUCCCUUUCAUUUUGACAUUCAAGUUUCUAAUAUGUUUCUCCCAUAUUUGGAUUAUUUAUUUAAGAUAUAAAUAUCAGAAAGAUAGUUACUAUGUCAAGGAGUGUGGAUACUUGAUUCAUAAUGCCAAAUUUGUCUUUAUAAAAGCUGUUGCCAAAUCAGUGGUAACAUUCAUUCAUUGUAUCUUGCCAGACAUGUUGAACUCAGUGGUAGUGGUGGGUAUUUGGGGCAGAUGCGUAAUGUGUAGUGUUUAAUGAAGAUCUAAUGAAUGUCUGAAAAAAUGUUUAUUCUGUGUUUAUCAGGUACAAAGGUGUUUAUGGUACAUCUAUAUUGUAUAUGUAUAUGACUCGUCAAAUUACUACUAACAUUUUCUGUAGCCUUAGGUAAUGCAUGAAAAAGCAUAGUUCAGUGCCACUCACAUAAGAAGUGCCCAGUAAGUGUUAACUAUUAUUUUUGUCUACUUGAUUUACCACUGAGUAUGUUGGAAGUGUCUCUCUGUAAUUUUGGACUUAUCAGUUUCUCUUUGCAUUUAUCAGAGUACUUGUUUUAUAUAUUUUGAAGCUAUUGUUAGAUGCAUAGAUUCAUGAGUUAUAGUGGAAUGUUCUUUUAUCAAUUUUUGAAAAUUGCCUUUGUCUCAUAAUGCUUUUCACAUUGAAUUCUAUUUUGUCUGCUAUUAAAUAUUUCCGCACCUGC